AUGGCAGCAUCACAAACAGUCCGUCGAAUGAUCGGCCGCGACCUCGGCGGCGUGGUCGCCAGCUCAUCCUCAGUCUUCCGGACCAGCCCGGCCAUCCUAGUCGCCGCCCAUCCCGGCCGCCGAUCGUUCUCCACCUCGCUCGUCUCUAGACUCGGCAAUCCUCCCCCUAUGGCUACUUCCCCGUUCAAGGAACCUGCUGGGCGGAAUCCCGCCGACGCUUAUGUCGAGGUCUCGUCAGUAUACAAGGACGAGCUGACAUUAUACACGGCGCCGAGCGGGAUCGUGGGGACACUGACGUUCCUGCGGGACCACAAACAGUGCCAAUACAAGCAACUCAUCGACAUCAGCGGCGUCGAUUAUCCGACCCGCCCCAAACGCUUCGAGGUCGUCUAUCAUCUCUUGAGCAUCCAGUACGCUUCUCGCCUCCGCGUCAAAACUUACGCCGAUGAAGUCAGCCCGGUCCCGAGCGUCUCCGGCAUCUUUAGGAGCGCCGAUUGGUUCGAACGGGAAGUCUAUGACAUGUUUGGCGUCUUCUUCCAUAACCAUCCCGAUCUGAGACGGAUCUUGACCGAUUACGGGUUCGAAGGAUAUCCGCUCCGGAAAGAUUUCCCAUUGACGGGAUACACGGAGGUGCGAUACGAUGAAGAGAAGAAACGGGUGGUCUAUGAGCCCUUACAACUCUCACAAGCGUUCAGGAACUUCGAGGGAGCCAAUUCACCGUGGGAACAGACCGGACAUGGGAAGGACCCCAGGCCGGAUCACUUCAAGUUACCCACGCCCGAGCCCACUGCCGAUAAACCUAAAUCGUCUUGA
Messenger RNA from Puccinia graminis f. sp. tritici CRL 75-36-700-3, 813 nucleotides. RefSeq names its product NADH dehydrogenase (ubiquinone) Fe-S protein 3. The transcript has 7 exons. Gene Ontology annotation, molecular function: NADH dehydrogenase (ubiquinone) activity. The record is from RefSeq and is a predicted model, not a curated record. NCBI's taxonomy places the organism in Eukaryota, Fungi, Basidiomycota, Pucciniomycetes, Pucciniales, Pucciniaceae. The coding region runs from base 1 to 813 and encodes 270 amino acids.